AUGGCACUGAUGCUAUUGUACGAAACGGCUGCUGGGUAUGCAUUGUACAAGGUGGAAGAGUGGGACAGGAUUGGGAAUGAUGGAUCAAUAGAGGAAUUAGUUAAAAAUGAGAGUUUAUUUUCAAAGAUGGUAAAUUUUGUCGCCUUCCAACCUUUCAAGAGUUCUGCCGAAGCGCUUGAAAACAUAACUGCAAUUGCAGCUGGAGAAGCCACCGAUUUACUAGUUUCAUUCCUUCAACAAAACAUUCCACAACCAAAGAAAAUGAUUCUGGCGGUAAUAGAACCAGGGCUCGGUAAGAGCUUGUCAAAUAAGGGGUUUAACAUGAAAUUUGACUCCGAUUGCUUGGAAUUAAUUCGUGGGUGUAGGCUUUAUGAAUCCAAAAAUAUAGCCAAAUUUUCAGAUAUCGUCCUAGAUAUAGAGAGAUUUCAAGUGGGUUUGGCCCAUAGCUACGCUAGAUCCAAGAUGAAACAGGAUCCGUCAAGAUAUGAUAAACCCAUUAUCAAUAUUGUAGCCACUCUUGAAUCUGUGGAAAAGAAUUUAAACACUUUUGCCAUGCGGGUAAGGGAGUGGUACGGCUGGCAUUUUCCUGAACUAAACAAGAUUAUUGAAGACCACAAAACAUACUCCAAUGUUAUUCAGUUUAUCCAGUUUAGGGAAAAGUUUGAUGCACUAGAAGAUUACACGCCGCUACUUCAAUUUGUUUCAGAGGAUGUUGCUAAUAACAUUAUUAAAGCCAGUGCACAAUCCAUGGGACAGGAAAUUACUGAAGGGGAUAUGUUAAACAUUCUAAAUAUUACCAAGACUAUAAUAAAGCUUUCUGAUAUGAGAGAGAGGUUAACAGCUCACCUGAUGAAUAAGAUGAAAUUUGCAGCACCUAAUUUGACUGAAUUACUUGGUGACUAUUUAUCUGGUCGAUUAAUUAGCCAUGCUGGAUCAUUAGUCAAUUUGGCCAAAUGCCCCGCAAGUACUAUACAAAUUCUUGGGGCAGAAAAGGCACUAUUUAGAGCCUUAAAGACACGGUCUAAUACCCCCAAGUAUGGAUUCCUAUACCAAUCCAGUUACAUUGGCAAGGCUUCAAUUAAAAAUAAGGGCAAAGCAGCUAGAUACCUAGCCAAUAAAUGCGCCCUCGCAGCGCGCUUGGACUGCUUCUCUGACAAUGUAUCCAAUGUCUACGGGAAGGCAAUGAAGAUGCAGUUGAAUAAGCAGUUGGAGUAUGUAACGAGUGGCGGAGACAAGCCUGAACAAAAUUUAAAUGUGAUGAGGGAGGCUAUCGCAAACGAUGAGACUAGGAAAAGCAAUGACCAGGAGGUGAAGACGACUGGGCUCCUCUGGUUCUGA
Molecule: messenger RNA, 1338 nt
Organism: Babesia microti strain RI
Lineage: Eukaryota; Apicomplexa; Aconoidasida; Piroplasmida; Babesiidae
Product: NOP56, nucleolar protein 56
Exons: 1
Coding region: 1-1338 (445 amino acids)
Cellular component (GO): small-subunit processome; box C/D methylation guide snoRNP complex
Molecular function (GO): snoRNA binding
Source: RefSeq, a predicted model, not a curated record